Solea solea (common sole) is the source of this 1799-nucleotide messenger RNA. RefSeq names its product dihydrolipoamide dehydrogenase (gene dldh). The record is from RefSeq and is a predicted model, not a curated record. Bases 84 to 1610 code for a protein of 508 amino acids. NCBI's taxonomy places the organism in Eukaryota, Metazoa, Chordata, Actinopteri, Pleuronectiformes, Soleidae. The transcript is spliced from 14 exons. Gene Ontology annotation, cellular component: mitochondrion; oxoglutarate dehydrogenase complex. Gene Ontology annotation, molecular function: dihydrolipoyl dehydrogenase (NADH) activity; flavin adenine dinucleotide binding.
GUUACUGUGCAUGCGCAACCUCGGGAGUCCUUGGCUGGUUAGCUUGCUGUAGGUGACUGAACCUGGGAAGGGACACCAACAAGAUGCAGAGCUGGACUCAGUUAUACCGCUCUCUGGCCACGCGGAGCCACCAGCUUCCCUGCAAACUGCACGGAGCUACAACUGUAUCUGUCAGAACUUAUGCUGACAAAGCAGCAAUUGACGCAGACCUCACAGUUGUCGGCUCUGGACCAGGUGGUUACGUCGCUGCCAUCAAAGCAGCACAGCUCGGCUUCAAAACAGUAUGUGUGGAGAAGAAUCCUACACUAGGUGGAACCUGUCUGAAUGUCGGCUGCAUCCCCUCAAAGGCUCUGUUGAACAACUCCUAUUUUUACCACUUGGCUCAUGGCAAGGACUUUGAAAGCAGAGGCAUUGAAAUCUCAGGCAUCUCGUUGAACCUGGAGAAGAUGAUGGCUCAGAAGAGCGGUGCGGUCAAAGCACUAACGGGAGGAAUCGCACAUCUAUUCAAACAGAACAAAGUGACCCAUGUUAAUGGUUUUGGGAGGGUGACGGGUAAGAACCAGGUGACGGCCACAGCAGAAGACGGCAGCGAGCAGGUCAUCAACAGCAAGAACAUCCUCCUUGCCACUGGCUCCGAGGUCACACCCUUCCCUGGAAUCCAGAUUGAUGAGGACACCAUCGUAUCAUCAACGGGAGCUCUGUCUCUGCCAAAAGUGCCAGGGGAGAUGAUUGUGAUUGGAGCUGGAGUCAUUGGAGUGGAGCUGGGGUCAGUGUGGCAGCGUCUGGGCUCCAAGGUCACGGCGGUGGAAUUCCUGGGCCACGUUGGCGGCAUGGGCAUCGACAUGGAGAUCUCCAAGAACUUCCAGCGUAUCUUACAGAAGCAGGGCCUCAAGUUCAAGCUCGGCACCAAAGUCAUGGGAGCCACCAAAAGGCCGGACGGCAAAAUCGAUGUGGCGGUGGAGGCAGCAGCUGGAGGGAAGAAUGAAACACUGACCUGCGACGUGCUGCUGGUGUGUAUCGGCAGACGACCAUUCACCCAGAACCUCGGUCUGGAUUCCGUUGGCAUCGAGCUGGACAACAGGGGGCGCGUCCCUGUCAACAACCGCUUCCAAACCAAAGUACCCAGUAUUUAUGCAAUUGGGGAUGUGGUAGCCGGGCCGAUGUUGGCCCACAAAGCUGAGGACGAGGGCAUCAUCUGUGUUGAGGGCAUAGCCGGUGGUGCCGUGCACAUUGACUAUAACUGUGUUCCCUCCGUCAUCUACACUCACCCAGAGGUGGCCUGGGUGGGCAAGACAGAGGAGCAGCUCAAAGAGGAGGGCGUCCCAUACAAAGUCGGCAAGUUCCCCUUUGCAGCCAACAGCCGAGCUAAAACCAAUGCCGACACCGACGGCCUGGUGAAGAUCCUCGGCCACAAGGAGACAGACAGAAUGUUGGGAGCGCACAUCCUUGGAUCUGGGGCAGGAGAGAUGAUCAAUGAAGCUGCUCUGGCCAUGGAAUACGGCGCCUCCUGUGAGGAUAUCGCCAGAGUCUGCCACGCACAUCCCACGGUGUCGGAAGCCUUCAGAGAAGCAAACCUGGCUGCUUCCUUUGGCAAAGCCAUCAACUUCUGAUCCGCCUGCCGCUGUCGCACCUUCAGUGUACAUAACGGAGGAGAAAUGGGAAGCUGUGUUUGCGUCCCGAUCUUCAUCCAGCCCUUUGGGAUCCUCUGUGCUCUCCAACACUUAACCAUAUUUAGAUUUUUAUGUUAUUUAAAUGUUCUCGGCAAAACAAUAAAGGGGGAAUUGGGCAGUAAACAAACA